This is a messenger RNA of Oncorhynchus keta (chum salmon), 688 nucleotides long. RefSeq names its product myelin basic protein-like. Lineage: Eukaryota; Metazoa; Chordata; Actinopteri; Salmoniformes; Salmonidae. The record is from RefSeq and is a predicted model, not a curated record. The transcript has 4 exons. The coding region runs from base 195 to 626 and encodes 143 amino acids. Gene Ontology annotation, molecular function: structural constituent of myelin sheath.
CAAUCAGCACAGUACCUAAAACAGGAAGCAACGAGACAUACAUUUUUUUUACGAAGGCAGUCUGAAAACAACGUCAAACCCGUGGAAGAAAAAACGUUAUUGUCCACGAGAAGAGAAACUACACAUCAAAAUCACAGCCUCGUAUUGUGGAUGCAUUUGAUUCAAUCUAAACGGAGAAGGUCUCUGUUGACAAAAUGGGACAGCAUCUAGGAAAACGCGAGCCACAGCCGCAGAGCAAGCUUUCGUCACCAGAAGCAGAACAGACCAUAGAACCAGCACCCAUUGGUGAGAUCAUGGCAGAACCCGAAUCACAAGAUGAGGUCUUUGGCCUGGGUGAGGCAGAUGUGAACCCGAACAAUGGCUGCCCCUCUGAGAAGGCGUCGGCGGCGACUGACUCCACGGGCACUGAGGGGCCCAGCAGUUCCUGGAACGAGGCCAGCACAGCUGAUGCUGACGAUAGCGCCGCGCCACGCCCCCACCUGGUCCGCCUCUUCUCCCGAGAUGCACCGGGCCGCGAGGACAACACCUUCAAAGACCGCCCUUCUGAAUCGGAUGAGCUACAGACCAUCCAAGAGCACAGCGGAGCGGGAUCAGAGUGCGGUUCAGAGGAUCAGGAUCUAGACUAAGAUUGUUUCUUUGCCCUCCCUUUCUCGAUCUUUAAUACCCCCUUCGCUCUUACCUGAGAGAC